Molecule: messenger RNA, 3714 nt
Organism: Microthlaspi erraticum
Lineage: Eukaryota; Viridiplantae; Streptophyta; Magnoliopsida; Brassicales; Brassicaceae
Source: the annotation of a GenBank genome assembly
AUGCUUAAUCUUCUCUCCAUCAGUAACUCUACUCGCCUUCGUUUUCUCAACAAGGUUUCUUCUCUCUCAUGUCGUUACUCUUUCGCGUUUUACUCUACUACCUCAUCUGCUUCGUCCCUGGGAAAUGAAUCAGCGACCCGACGCAACUACGAUAAAUCUUCUCCGUCUACAUUACCCUCCGUCGGUAAAUUGGAUCGGAUAUCGAGGUCUCUUCGUGGGGCAGCGAAGGAGAGCCGUGACGUUUCCGGCUCCUCUCUAAAAGACUUGCUUUUGGAUUUCUUCGAUGUUGUUCCCAACAUUACCCGUAGAUUCAGAAGAUUCCCUGGCUUGAAACCCGAAAAUGUUCUCGAAUUGUUACUGGGUUUUGAAUCCGAGCGUCAGAGAGGUGAAAUUGGAGGUAGAAAGGUGCGAGCUUUAUGGGAGAUUUUCAGAUGGGCUAGUGGGCAGUACAAAGGGUUUAAGCAUUUGCCUCAAGCUCGUGAGAUCAUGGCGUCAGCGCUUAUCAGGGAAGGAAUGGUUAAGGAAGUUGAAUUAUUGCUUAUGGAAAUGGAAAACAAUGGAAUUAGGUUUGAUAACGAGGAGAUUUUCUGUGAUUUGAUCGAGAAAUAUGUCGAUGAUUUCGAUUCCAGGAAGGCAGUUAUGCUGUUCGACUGGAUGAGGCGUAAGGGUUUCAUACCUUCAAGCUCGUGUUACCAGACUCUAAUUGAUCAUUUGGUUAGAGCUCACAGAACAGAAUCAGCACAUAGAGUUUGUUUGGAUUGGGUGGAGACAACGGCUGAAUCAAGUAACAUGAACAUUGAUGGAAUCGGGAAAGUUAUCGAGUUGCUUUGCUUGGACCAGAGGGUUCAGGAGGCUAGAGUCCUGGCGAGAAAGCUUGUGGCCUUAGGUUGUAACCUGAACAGCUCAAUUUACAGUAAGAUUACUUUAGGAUACAGCGAGAAGCAAGACUUUGAGGAUUUGUUGAGUUUCAUUGGUGAAGUUAAAUAUGAGCCUGAUGUGCUUGUUGGUAAUAGGAUUGUUCAUUCUCUCUGCAGGAGGUUUGGCUCAGAGAGAGCUUAUGUAUAUAUGGAAGAGCUUGAACAUUUGGGUUUUAAGCCCGAUGAAGUCACCUUCGGUAUCUUGAUUGGUUGGUGUUGCUUUGAAGGAGAUAUCAAAAGAGCAUUUCUGUAUCUAUCCGAGACCACAUCAAAGGGUUUAAAACCGGAUGUGUAUAGUUAUAAUGCUAUCUUGAGUGGGCUUUUUAGAAAAGGAUUGUGGCAACAUACCCGUUGUGUUCUUGAUGAGAUGAAGGAAAACGGAACGUUCCCUGGCUUGUCUACGUUUAAGGUAAUGGUAACCGGAUACUGCAAAGCUAGACGGUUUGAAGAAGCUAAGGCGGUUGUUAACGAGAUGUUUGGUUAUGGGUUAAUCGAAGCAUCUAAAGUUGAAGACCCUUUAUCAGAAGCUUUUAGCUUAGUAGGAUUUGACCCGUUAGCUGUUAGAUUGAAAAGGGACAAUGAUAAUGAAUGCUCCAAAGCAGAGUUCUUCGAUGAUCUUGGGAAUGGGCUAUACUUGGACACUGAUUUGGAUGCUUACGAGCAGAGGGUGAAUAUGGUACUUGACAGGUCUGUGUUACCGGAAUUUAAUCUGCUUCUCGUUAGAGCAUGUGGUGAUGGUGAUUUACAAACAGCUUUGGGGCUUCUUGAUGAGAUGGCUCGAUGGGGUCAAAAACUAUCACGUCGAGGUUUUGCUGUUUUGAUGAAGAGUCUUUGCGCAUCGCGUUCCCUUGUCAGAGUUAGUGUUAGCCUAUUUGGAAAAUGGCCAAAGUUGGCUAAUCAGUUAGAUGGAGAAACACUUAACUUUCUUGUCCAAGAAUAUUGCAAGAAGGGAUUUAGUCGCCAAAGCAAACUCAUUUUCCAUAGGAUGGUUCAAAUGGAUCAUCCUAUUGAUAACGCAACUUACACAUCUUUGAUAAGUUGUUUCUGUAAGAAAGAAACACUCAGUGAUGUCCUGAAUGUGUGGGACGCUGCUCAAAACGUUAACUGGUUACCUGAUUUGAACAGCUGCGGAGCUCUAUGGGAAUGUCUUGUCCGGAGAGGACUGGUGGAGGAAGCGGUUAAACUCUUUGAGCGUGUAUUCAUAUCUUAUCCUCUAUCACAGUCAGAAGCGUUUAGGAAUUUUGCUGAGAAGCUCACUGUUCUUGGGUUUUCUCGCAUUGCUCAUUCUGUUGCUAAAAGACUUGAAGGAGAAGGUUAUAUUGUGGAAGAAGAGGUUUACAAUCAUCUUAUCAAAGGACUCUGUAAAGAUAAGAAUGAUUCGGCUGCAUUUGCUAUACUCGACGAAAUGCUUGACAAGAAACACAUUCCGAGCUUGGGAAGUUGUCUGAUGUUGAUUCCUCGGCUUUGUGGAGCUAAUCAAACAGAGAAGGCAUUUACUUUAGCAGAGCAAUCAGAUUCAUCUUCUGUCUACAAUGCUUUGAUAGAAGGUCUAUGCUUAGCUGGGAUGAUGGUGGACGCUGAAAAUCAGUUGCGGUUAUUGCUAUCAAAUGGGUUUUUACCGGAUAACGAUACCUACAAUCUGAUGUUUCAAGGUUAUUGUAAAGGUAACAAUUUGAGGAAAAUUGAGGAAGUAUCAGGAAUCUUGGUGAGGAAGAACAGAAUCUGUUCAGUUACUAGUUACAGAGAAUAUGUUCGGAGAAUGUGUUUAGAGCGUCAGUUUCUCUCUGCAGUUAGUCUGAAGGAGAUUCUGUUGCUAGGAGAAAGCAAUCCUGACGGUGUAAUCAUCUAUAAUCUGCUGAUUUUCUAUCUGUUUCAGGCCAAGAAUCGUGUGGAAGUUAGUAAAGUCUUGCUCGAAAUGCGUGGAAGAGGAUUGUUGCCUGACGAAACCACUUUUAACUUUCUUAUACACGGAUACGCUCUGUGCGGAGAUUAUUCGAGUUCUCUGCGUUACUUCUCAGCUAUGAUCUCUGAGGGGAUGAAACCGAACAAUCGAAGCUUGAGAGUGGUUAUAAGCUCUUUGUGUGACAAUGGAGAUGUGAAGAAAGCUCUUGACUUUUGUCAGGUAAUGGAAUCAAAAGGCUGGAUUUUGAAUUCUUCAGUUGUCCAAACCAAAAUCGUCGAAUCUCUGAUUUCAAAAGGCGAAAUCUCAAAAGCUGAAGACUUUCUUAGCCGUGUGACAAGCAAUGGCAUGAUGGGGAGCUACGAUAAUCUCAUCAAGAGACUAGCUGACUGUGAGAAUCUUGACAUUUCUGUUCAUCUCUUGAACACAAUGUUAAAGAGAAGAAAGAUUCCGGAUGCUUCAAGCUAUGAUUCAGUCAUCAAUGGGUUGCUGAGAUGUGACAACCAGUUGGAUAAAGCUAUGGACUUUCAUGCAGAAAUGGUGGAACUAGGUCUAAGUCCAAGCAUAAAUACAUGGAGUGGUCUUGUUCAUAAGUAUUGCGAGGCUUGUCAAGUUGUGGAAUCAGAAAGACUAAUCAAAUCGAUGGUUGCGUUAGGCGAAACACCGAGUCAGGAGAUGUUUAAGACUGUGAUUGAUCGGUUUCGAGUGGAGAACAAUACUGUGAAAGCUUCGGAGAUGAUGGAAAUGAUGCAAAAGUGUGGCCAUGAAAUUGAUUUUGAGACGCAUUGGUCUUUGAUUAGUAACAUGAGCUCUUGUAAAGAGAAGAAGAAGACAACAGUUGGUGAAGGAUUCUUGUCUAGGCUUCUCUCGGGCAAUGGGUUUGCGUGGAAGCGAUGA